AUGGCAGUGGAGCAAGUCAGAAGCGGCGAGACUGAGCAGUCUGAGGUUUUUCGCGCUCCUGCGCCCAAGCGUGACCCCUCUCCCGAGCUGCUUCACAGAGUGUGAGUCGUCUCUCACUUUGCUGGGGUCCAUCAAAGCUGAGUCAAAUCUGAUUGUCCGCAGCGUUGUCGACAUACCGCUUCCAACGCACGAAGAUGCUCUAAGACUCGCCACGAUACUUUCCCCAGACAUGCCUCUCAAACCCAGCGACGUCCACCUCACCUUCGAGGUACAUUCCCAGAGUCCCAUCCUCAAUCUCACCAUCCGAGCCCGAACCGUCCGACAAUUGCGCUUGGCCUGCAACUCGGCUCUUGAGGAUGCCAAGCUAGUCGUGGACACAAUGGCUGCUUUCGCUCCUGGAUACGACACCAAAGAGUCCGAGAUACGCGACGAGGGCAAGUCAGAACCGGCGGGCAAGCGCAAAGAGGGAGGUCCCGAAGUGGAGCUGGGCAGUAUUGGAAGGGCUGGUUGA
Ceraceosorus bombacis is the source of this 511-nucleotide messenger RNA. Lineage: Eukaryota; Fungi; Basidiomycota; Exobasidiomycetes; Ceraceosorales; Ceraceosoraceae. The record is from the annotation of a GenBank genome assembly.